CUGAACUACUCCAAUUUGGUUCCACAUCUAUUCUUUCUGAUUCGUCCUUGCAUUUACAAACCGGGAUUACUGCGACUUCCAAUACAUACGUCUUCUCUGUUUUUGUUCAUGUUCAUCCAUGAUGGUUGGCCGUAAACUCUUCAAAACAAAGCUAUGUGUUCUCUAUCAGAAAGGUUACUGUUCUCGCCCAAGUUGCUCCUUCGCUCACGGAAACGCUGAACUCAGGCGAUUUGCUGCUCCUUCUAUCGCUAUACGAACACAAUCCCCCUCAUCUAUGGCUCUGUGGUUUGGUAUCUUGUUGCUUGCUAUCUUCGAUAUUUAAAUUGGUUCUGCUCAAGUCGUCACAUGAGACUCCACGCCUCUACCAAUGGAUAUUUAUUAUAGAUGGACGUUGAAUGAUUCCAAUAAUGCGAGAUGUAAAAAAUUUCUCCAAACUUGCAUGGUUACCGAAGUGGCUAGUAAAAAAUAAUAGUCCAGAUCAGACGAUUUUCAUUGGACUGGCAAUGGAUAUGGUGGAUUUUUUCUCUAUUGAGCUGCCCUGUGGUAUAUCUCUGGAGAUGUUUAUGGCCCUUGUGCUGCAUCAGCUAAUCCAGAAAGUACUUGUUGAAGAUUAUAAUUAUUUUCCAAAAUUUAUACAUCUCCCCCAGUUUUCGUUUAAUUAUCCCAUUACGAUCUUCUGGGUUAUGCUACCGUUGUUCAUGGGGCUUCCUUUUUCUUAGGAGAGGUUCUUCAUUUCUUUAUGCCUCCUGAGUAUGCCAAAGGACUUCCUCUUGGAGUAAUGCAAUUUUUAUGGGAGUAUUGCAUGAAGAAUCAAAUUUGAAUCUAUAUCAUUGGUCUGUACUUGUAUGAUUGUGUGGAAACUCAGAGAUAUCUCCCUUUUGGAUCAAUGUUACGUGAACUUAUUGUUCAGCAUGGUCACGGGAGUGAAAUCCUUCCUUCUAUUCUCGAUAUGAAGGUUAUCCCAUGGUUUAUUGUUGGGCAUGGAUUUUUCUAUAUCUUUUCAUUAUUUCUGUGGAUCUUUUGGAACUGGCAUGGCGGCACUCUUACUGUUCCUUAUUUUGUUUCUCAUCUUUUCCAUGUAAUGGUAGAACGGAAUAUAGAGGAAAUGAUUUAAGGCAUAAGCUUGACAGCAGGCAUUCUCCCCUACAGGAAAGGGAUUCUAGAGGGCGACAUGUACCUCGUGAGUAUAGCUCAUCUUGGUCACUCGAACGGCAUAGUGACCGUAAGAGAAGGAAAAAGGAACAUGGGGAUGCCUCUCGCGAUUAUUCUGGAAAUUUGAGGAUUUUAGAUAGGAAUGAAGAACAUGACAGACAAGGGAAAAUCUCAUCUGUUUCUAGAGACACUCUUGAGGGGCAGUUAAACAAGAUUCAGACAGAUAUUGAGAUGGCUGAGCAACGCAAACACCAAGCUGAGGUCUACAUGGACGAGAAAAUUCAAGAAGUGGACAGUUUGACUUCUAGAGUUCAAGAACUAGAAUCUCAAUUAUAUAAAGAGAGGCAGGAGUGUAGAAGGAUCAAAUCAAAAAUCAAGAAGUUUGUCAAAGCACAUAAUCGUCACUCAAGAUUACAAGAUGAACUGAGUCGGUCGCAAGUCCGCCUGCAACAGUUGGGGGAUCAGCUGGGGUCAGAUGUUAAUAAAAUUGGUGCCAAUGAAGAAGACUCAAGUAUCAAUAUUGUGAGCGAUGGAGAGGACCCUGGUUAUCAUGCAUCUGACCCUUUUCAUGACCUUCAAAGAGACACUUCUGCAAGCAAAAGGAAGAUGCAUGAUGUUCAAGAUAUUGCAGAGAACUUAAAACGAGCUGAUUUAGACAAAGGAAAUAAAGAGGCAGUGGGCAGAUUGAGAAGGAACUCUCGGUGGAAUGCCCAUCCUGCCAAAUCAACAUAUAGCAAAAUUAAGAUGGUUGGCAAUGAAAUCAAUGAUCUGAUACCUACAGCAAAUGAAAGCAGGCAAAGGAGGGGAAGGACAUCUAGUAGUGUUUCUUCUGCAGACAAGGUUAGGGGUCUGGAUUCAGGUGUUGCAGUGCCAUUAACCAGCAUGGCUGGCCAUGCAGUGGAUGAGGAAGUUGACAUUGACUUGGAAAUCAACCAUGAAGAGAAAGAACCGAGGGAAAAUUCUAUGGAGGCUGCAUCUGGCAGCCUGCCUUUCCUUCCCCCUCCACCACCACCUCCAAUUCGUGAAUUCAGUCAUUCAAAGUAUGAAGGUGAAGAUCAAAAUGUAGAUGUGGAGGUGGUCGAUGAAGAAAAGGAAUACAUGGACGAAGCUUAACAUUGGGUGAUGCUGCUGUAGAGGUUAGAACAACUCUUAGUAUAGUGAAAGUAUUGGUUUACUUAGAGAGUUUCGCAGAAUGAGGUUCUUGUUAAACACAAUUCUACUUUCCAGUUUUAUUAGAAAUCAGAUAUCGGCAAACCUUCCCUCGUUCUAUUUCUUCUUGGCAGAUUUUGAUUGCUAUCUUUCGAAUUAUUUUGGCGAAGCAACACAUUGUGCACUGA
Messenger RNA from Cucumis sativus (cucumber), 2489 nucleotides. RefSeq names its product zinc finger CCCH domain-containing protein 13. NCBI's taxonomy places the organism in Eukaryota, Viridiplantae, Streptophyta, Magnoliopsida, Cucurbitales, Cucurbitaceae. The record is from RefSeq and is a predicted model, not a curated record. The transcript has 12 exons. Bases 964 to 2265 code for a protein of 433 amino acids. Gene Ontology annotation, molecular function: metal ion binding.